AAUGGUAGGUGGACACCAAACUGGAAGAGGAAGGAUGAUUAAAAAGGACACAGGAGCAGAUCGAAAGCCAGGAGUGCCAGCAUCUAUUGGUGGCAGCCUUGUGCGCCCUCAUCGUGGCCCUUGUGAUAGCUCUUUGCAUCGUAGCUACCAAAGCAACCGCCGAUGACUCUAGCAAGGCAGCCCCCUCCAAAGGACCAUCAUGCAGUUCUCCUUACAAACAGGACACAAAACUCCCCAAAGACCCUUCUGUCUUCCAAGAUUUAUCUCCAGAUGAACUUCAUGCUGUCCGAGAUUAUUUAAUGAAGCAAUCUUCCUUAAAUCUGACUGCCCAUGGAAAGUCGACGAUGGAUUCAAACUUUAUUUAUCUCAUCGAACUUUACCUGCCAAACAAGAAAGAUGUCCUUGAUUAUUUAGAUAACAACGGCAAAAUGCCGGCAAGAAGAGCAAGGGUGAUAAUAGUUAAUGGUGGGAAAUCUUCACCAGAUGUCGAAGAAUACCUCGUUAGUCCUCUGCCAACACCAUCCACACAUCAAAGAUUGUAUCUUGCACACCGGGCCAAUCCAGUUCCUUUUUCAUCAAGACCAUCUACUGGGAAGGAGGAUGACGAAUUUGAUAAAAUCUUAAAGGAGGUGACCACAAAGUGCUACGUUGUUCUGAAAGAAAGUUUUAAUUUGUGGUACGGAGAAAACUGCUCAAAGAAUUGCCUCAGAACGUAUAUCGAUGGAACCCCAGCUGCAUUUCGCACAGGCCAAAGGAAAACUUGGGCUAUUUUUUUUAAGGAUGUGAUUGGCUAUGAUUUGCAUCCAGUUCCAUUUGAAGUUCUUGUCAACCAUGCUGACAGUGAUGUCAAAAAGUGGCAAGUGGAACAGAUCUACUACCACAACCAAUAUUUCAAGUCUGCUGCCGAAUUGGUUCAGAAGUAUAGGCAAGGCACCAUCAACAAGACAGUUUUAACCUUCACUAGUAGCCAAGAUCUGUCUGCCAGUUUUCGCCGACGUGGAAAGUCAUUCCUGAAAUCACCAAUGCGAGAGCCAACCUUGGUCAGUCCUCAAGGCAGGCGCUUUGAUGUAGCAGGAAGAAAGAUAAGCUACAUGGGUUGGGAUUUCCACUUUGGAAUGCGUUCUUCUGCGGGUCCCGCGCUUUAUGAUAUUCGUUUUAACAAUACUCGAAUUAUGUAUGAACUAAGCAUGCAAGAAGCAACUUCUUUUUAUUCUGCCAACGAUCCCCGACAAAGUAGUGCACAAUAUUUCGACUCAGCGUUUCGCAUCGGCUCAACAAACUACGAGCUAAUCAAAGGUAUUGACUGUCCUGAAGAGGCUGUAUUCUUUGACAGCUACCAUUUUGUAGACACUGCAAAUGCUGCGAAGCAUCCAAAGUCGAUAUGCGUUUUUGAGAUCAACAACGGAAUUCCCAUUCGAAGGCACAUUGGCUUCGACAGUGCGUCGUCUUUUUCCUACGUAGCGGGUCUGGUUGAUAGCGCUCUUGUUAUUAGAACAGUCCUAACUCCGCAAAAUUAUGAUUAUAUCAUUGAUUUUAUAUUUUACCAAACUGGUGCCGUGGAAACGAGACUGAGUACGUCUGGUUACAUUAUCGCCAGCUCUUAUUACCCGACCGAGGCUCCAUAUGCCUACGAAUCUUUGCCCCGGACACAGGGAACUAUUCACGAUCAUAUCAUCCUGUUUAAGGCUGACCUAGACGUUGUGGGAACCAAAAAUAGUUACCAGACUCUCGACGUCCAAACAAAGAACGUCAGCGUGCCCUGGAAUGACGUUGGCUACUUGAUAAAGAAGCAGGUUGUCCGUAACACGAAGAAAACAGAGAAACAAGCCUUACUCAAUUACAAUUUCGAUCAUCCUAAGUACUUAGUUGUCCACAAUGAGAACGCGAAAAACAAAUAUGGAAAUCCUCGAGGUUAUCGAUUGCAGUUAGAUUCGAUGGUGAAGCAAAAGUACCCGGAUGACUAUUUUGUGACAAAAGCCGCCGCAUGGUCAAAGUACCAAUUGGCGGUGACAAAGUACAAAGAUGGAGAGCGGUAUGGUUCGUCGAUAUACAAUCAACAUGGAAUGGACCCCCCUGCUUUUGACUUUGAUGAGUACGUGAAAGAUGACGAGAACAUCGAGAACCAGGAUUUAGUUGCAUGGGUCUCUCUGGGGUGUUUGCAUGUACCAAAUACGGAGGAUAUACCAGUAACCGUUACUCCUGGUAACCGCUUUUCUUUCUUUGUCCGUCCCUAUGGGUAUUUUGAUGAGGAUCCAUCUAUGAGCUCGACCAAUGCAGUUAUCGUAAGCACUGAUGGAAAAGGUGGAACAAAGGUUGAAAAAUACGGAACUCCGGACGAUAGCAGUUGCCCUGUUCCUAAAAGAACAAUCACUUUUACGCCAAACCCUUAGCGACUCGUAGAAUAUUAAAACCUUAUCCUACUUGUUGGAUGGGGUAGUUUUAAUCUGGACAAUUCCAUUUUAAAGAUUCGUAGUUUUUUAGAGUUUGAAUAAAGCUAUUCGCUCUAGAUAAAGAAAUACAUUUUUAAGCGUUUUCGAUGGGAGUAAGACACCUUACAUCUUGUAUACUAUCUAUUCAGAGCAUUUGCGAACGUCUGGUAUAGUUAGUUAUAUUAACUAUCUAUCCACUAUUUUUACAUAGUUUCAAGUUAUUUGCAUUGCGUAGUUUUUCUUUGCCUGUUAGUAGUUGCCAAAAGGAAAAUAUUUCAAAAUUACAAUAAACUAAUAAAUUGAAAUGGGCGACGAAGCAACCUCAAUCCAGUAAUGCAAUCUACUGAAGAGAAUACCAAGAAGACACACGAUCAGAGGUGCCGACAGCUUCAAUGAUGUGGCGGGGGCAGGAACUGCAGAAAGAGCACCUUGGGGUGUCAAACUUUGCUGCUGAAACAGAUCGGGAAUCGUCGUUAAGCGAAAGAUGAAGCCAGGUUGAAGGUCAAAGGAGAGAGGGUGGGGGGUCUGCAGGCGUAACUCUAGGGAAAUUUUGCGUUGUUACGCCCUAAAGACUCUCAGAAAUAGGGGCAACACCCAUGAAAAUUUACAUUUGAAUCAAGACUCACUCAAACUUCAUUCUCGAAAUUUUUAUCACCUCAAGGGAGACUGGACCCAAUCCUACCGUACAAAAAAACAAAAAUUUGUUCUGAUGACCAUCUGCAUGGCUUGAUAUAACUUUUGGAUUUAACUCCUCUGAACAAACUGUUUUUUCUUUCUUUAUUUAAAGUUGAUACAAUCUGUAGCUAUAUUCAAGCCAAAUAAAGCCAACUAAUUCAAAUCACCAACACUAAGUAUGAUUUAAAUCAUAUUCAACUGAUGUUACAUACAAAUUUCUUGCAAAAAUCACAAGUACAAUUGAACGAUAAAAA
Molecule: messenger RNA, 3358 nt
Organism: Rhopilema esculentum
Lineage: Eukaryota; Metazoa; Cnidaria; Scyphozoa; Rhizostomeae; Rhizostomatidae
Source: RefSeq, a predicted model, not a curated record